AGAAAGAGAAAAGUGGGAAUACGACUCUUGGAAUUCAGCGAUUUUUUCAAAAAUCAGAGGCACGAAACUUCCAUGAAUUUUCUUCAUUUUAUCAAAACCCAACUCAUUGGUACAUCGUACAUCAUAUUCUCCACACUCUUGUCAUUUUGCACAUGGUAGCGAUUAACCAGGGUUCGAGUCCCGCACCUCAAAAAUCCCCUGUGCUUUUCCACAUUUCCAGCAGUUCUAACGUUGUGAGUGGUUUGGUCAUGUGCGCGUUGUGAAUUCCCGUGUUUAUUAUUCCCGGUCAAAAGGGAGUUCUUGUUCUUCUGGAAGUAUCGGUGAAGUUAUUUAGGUUAAAGACUGCAAACACGCGUUGUGUGUUGACUACAAGCAAGGAAGCUGCCGAAAGAGCUAAAAAAUUGUGCUUUUCUUCGUUCUAAGGGAAACUAUAAAUGUGGCUGGUGAUUAACGCGCUGUUGACCUUCUAGAGUCGGUUUUUCUGGGGAGCUUCUGAAAGUUCUUCGUUGAACGAUUAGAAGAUGAAAAUUUGUGUUGAAUUUGUUUACAGAUGAGUAAUGGAAGAGGAAUUAUGCGUUCAACGUGAGCGUUCUGCCGGACAAAGUCAAUGGUAGCUUGGUCAGAUAAAGGAAUAGUUUGCGUGGGUCUAUUGUGGUGGGUAUUCUGUUUUCUGCCUAUUUUGUCCAAAGAUUCUAGAUUGUGUUUUUUCGUUGCUUGCGGCAAGGUGAUUGAGAUAUACACAAUGCGUAUGCCCCGGGAAGCUGCCAGAGGGGGGUACCCAGUAUUUGAAUGAGCAUGAGAUGUUCAACAGGGGAAUAGUUUAGGUUAUACUCUAGACCCAUAAAUAGGAGGAUUAUAUACACACAGUGUAUACGUUACCGCAUGUGUAUAGUUUGUAUAUGCUAGUCCAGAAAUAGAUUCUCUAUCUUCUAGAGGGAACCAGUCGGGCGGUUCGUGGAGGAUAAAUCCGAAUAAAAAACAGCUAACAAGGACAUUAGAGAAGAGAUAUCAGUUCUAAUUAGAUUUUGCUCAGCACAUUGAGAGGACCCAGGAGCUAAUUCGCCCAAAGGCACUACUGCAGGCUGAACCCCGAGGGGUUUUGUGAGUCUCACAGCAGGCUGAUGUUUGCAGGGGAUGAAUAACAGAGGGAAUCUGUAUCAGAUUUAAAUACCAGGAAUGGAUUCGAGAUUCAGCUUUUAUUAACUUCUCUAGGAGGAUUUGCCAGUUGAGUUAACACAGGAUUCAUUUCCAGAGGACUCACAAGGAUAUCUGAUUUUGUGAUAAGUUUCACAGCAGAAACAAGCUGUAGUUUGGUUUUAAAACCGCAACUAGAUUUAAGAAUCGGUGCUGCAAACACGUCAAGGAAGGAUUUGUUGAGUUAGCUGAUUACAGAAUUCAUUAGAAGCGGCCACACAAAGGAUUGGGUAGCAGAACAAUCUAAUCAAUCCUAAAGCAUAGAUAAUAUAGAUCUGAUUUGAAGGUAUUUGUCAAAGGAGGUGUUAUUCUAGCGGACAAGAUGUCUGAGCCCGGAAGGAGGAAAAAGAGGAGUCAAUUAAGAAAGCUGUAUACUUUUACAUGUGGAAGAUCAUCUUUACCACCGGAUGAUUCCUUGCCCGUUGGGGGCCCUGGCUUCUCCAGAGUUGUGUAUUGCAACGAGCCAGAGAAACGCGCUCAGCAGUCUUAUAGGGACAACUAUGUGUCCACCACAAAGUAUAAUGUGGCAACUUUCUUCCCCAAGGCAUUGUUUGAACAAUUCAGGAGGGUUGCAAACAUAUACUUUCUCUUUGCAGCAGGACUUUCUCUCACACCUUUGGCACCUUUUACUGCUUCCAGUUUGAUCGCACCCCUGGUGUUUGUUGUUGGAGUUAGUAUGAUCAAAGAGGCCGUUGAGGACUGGCGCCGUUUCUUGCAGGAUAAGGAAAUAAAUAAUCGGAAGGUUGAAGUAUUUGUGGAUGGUAAGUUUCUUAAGACAGAAUGGAUGAAAUUGAUGGUGGGAGAUGUAGUGAAGGUGGAGAAGAAUGACUUUUUCCCAGCUGACCUUCUGCUAUUGUCAUCAAGCAAUGAGGAUGGCAUAUGCUACGUUGAAACAAUGAACCUUGAUGGUGAGACGAAUUUGAAGAUAAAGGAGGCAUUGGAAGUUACAUCAGAUCUAGAAAAUGAUGCUAGUUUCCAGUCGUUCAGAGCUUCAGUCAAAUGUGAGGACCCCAACCCAAACUUGUAUACAUUUAUUGGCAGUAUGGAGUAUAAAGAUCAAAGUUAUCCUCUGUCACCUCAGCAGAUUCUGCUAAGAGACUCUAAACUACGCAACACAGAUUAUAUCUAUGGUGUAGUAAUAUUUAGUGGACAUGACACAAAAGUAAUGCAAAAUGCUACUGAAGCACCAUCCAAGAGAAGUGGAAUUGAGCGGAAGAUGGACAAGAUCAUUUUAUUCCUUUUCAGUGUCUUGGUUUUAAUCUCAUUAGUUGGUUCAAUUGCAUUUGGUAUCAAAACCAGGGAUGAUACGCCAGAUUGGUGGUACCUGAAUCCAACAAAUAUAACUGAUUAUUAUGAUCCCAAGAAACCAGCAUUGGCAGCAUUCUUGCAUUUUAUCACAGCGCUGAUUCUUUAUGGUUACCUUAUCCCAAUCUCUCUAUAUGUGUCAAUAGAGAUUGUGAAGGUGUUGCAGAGCAGGUUCAUCAAUGAAGACCAAAACAUGUACGAUGAAGAAACUGACAAGCCUGCACGAGCUCGAACAUCCAAUUUAAAUGAGGAACUUGGGCAAGUCGACACUAUACUUUCUGAUAAAACUGGUACAUUGACUUGCAAUUCAAUGGAGUUCUUGAAGUGUUCCAUUGCAGGUACUGCAUAUGGUCAAGGUUUGACAGAGGUGGAAAUAGCAAUGGUAGACCGGCUGAUACAAGAAGAUUUGGACAGUGUACAGGCAGGUACUGUGGGUGGUCGAGGUAAAACAAAAGAAAAUUCAAAAAAAGCAAAUAAAAAAAGGCGCAAGGAAUUUUUAGAAAGGAAAGGACCGGAAAUAGCAGGAAGGCUUGGCAUAGAGUUUUCAGAGUUGCAGGACAUUUUUUCUGAAAAUGAGGAUGAUAUAAGUAACCUAGAUGGCCCUGAAAUGGAGGGCAACACUGAAACAAUGGUCAACACUGAAAUGAGGGCCAACCCUCAUGUGAAAGGUUUUAAUUUCAAAGACACCAGAAUAAUGAAUGGGCAAUGGGUACAUCAAACUAAUAAAGAGGAUAUUCGCAUGUUUUUUCGUAUUUUGGCUAUUUGUCAAACUGCAAUUCCAGAAGUAGAUGACUCUGCUGAAACCAUCUAUUAUGAAGCAGAGUCACCGGAUGAAGCAGCCUUUGUUGUAGCAGCAAGAGAAAUUGGCUUUGAAUUCUUCAAACGUACACAAAAUAGUGUUUUCCUGCACGAGCCAGACCCCGUGACUGGCAAAAGGGUGAGAGAUCCAGUGACUGGGAAUGAUUUGGCACAUGAAUACAGAAUCUUAAAUAUUUUGGAGUUUAAUAGUACACGGAAAAGAAUGUCAGUCAUUGUAAAGGAUGAGCAGGGCCGUUUGUUUCUUUUUUCCAAGGGUGCAGACAGUGUCAUUUUCGAAAGAUUGUCGAGGAAAGAUCGAAGAGGCUUUGAGGCUGAUACAAGAAGUCACAUUAGCAAGUAUGCUGAUGCUGGACUGAGGACCUUGGCACUUGCAUAUCGUGAACUUGGUGAAGAGGAGUACAAAAGGUGGAACAAAGAGUUCUUGGCAGCCAAAAAUUCUUUGGGUGCAGAUCGAGAUGCAAAGAUGGAUGCAAUCACAGAUGAAAUUGAGAAGGAAUUGAUUCUUAUCGGUGCAACUGCUGUUGAGGACAAACUCCAGAAAGGGGUUCCUCAGUGCAUCGACAGAUUGGCACAAGCUGGCAUUAAGAUCUGGGUUCUGACUGGAGAUAAAGUGGAAACUGCCAUUAAUAUAGGAUUUGCUUGCAGUUUGCUUAGACAAGGAAUGGAACAAUUACUGAUUACAUUGGAUACACCUGAAAUAAAUGCAUUAGAGGAAUCAAGGAACAAGGAACAGAUUGCAAAGGUCUGCCAUGAAAAAAUAGAAAGCCGACUUAAAGAAUUGGAAAAUAAAGUAACUUCUUCAAGAGAAAACAAUGAUGUGUAUGCAUUGAUUAUUGAUGGGAAGUCGCUGACAUAUGCCCUUCAUAAAGACCUUAAACACAUUUUUCUGAAGAUAGCUACUCUAUGUGCAUCAGUUAUUUGCUGUCGAGUCUCGCCAAAACAGAAGGCACUAAUUACAAGGCUUGUUAAAGAAGGUACAGGGAAAACUACAUUGGGAAUUGGUGAUGGGGCUAAUGAUGUAGGCAUGAUCCAGGAGGCAGACAUUGGAGUUGGUAUCAGUGGUGUUGAAGGCAUGCAGGCUGCUAUGGCAAGCGAUUUUUCCAUAGCUCAAUUCCGUUUCCUUGAGAGAUUACUUCUUGUUCAUGGCCACUGGUGUUACAGACGCAUUGCAACUAUGAUAUGUUACUUUUUCUACAAGAACAUCACUUUCGGCUUCACCUUAUUUUAUUUUGAAGCAUAUGCAUCAUUUUCAGCACAACCUGCAUACAAUGACUGGUAUAUGUCACUAUUUAAUGUCUUUUUCACAUCACUUCCUGUCCUUGCAUUGGGAGUUUUUGAGCAAGACGUAUCUGCACAGGUUUGCCUAAAGUUCCCAGUUCUGUAUCAGGAAGGGAUACAAAAUGCCCUUUUUGGUUGGUCUCGGAUUGUUGGCUGGAUGGUUAAUGGAGUUUAUAGUUCUACCAUUAUUUUCUUUGUAACUACAAAUAUCCUUAAGCACCAGGCAUUUCGAGAAGGUGGUCAAGUUUCAGGCAUGGAAAUCUUUGGAGCAACCAUGUAUACCUGCAUUGUCUGGACGGUAAAUUGCCAAAUAGCUUUGGCCCUCAGUUACUUCACAUGGUUACAUCAUCUAUUCAUAUGGGGCAGUGUUGCCUUCUGGUAUUUCUUUCUUUUUGUCUAUGGUUCUAUUAAGCCUACAUUUUCCACAACAGCAUACAAAGUUUUGGUUGAAGCUUGUGGCCCUAGCCCAAUGUACUGGUUCAUCACACUUAUUGUUGUUAUAUCUGCUCUGGUUCCUUAUUUCACAUACUCAGCCUUCCAAAGGAGAUUCUUUCCUUUGUAUCAUAGCAUCAUUCAAUGGGUAAAACAUGAAGGAAAAGACAGGGAUCCAGAGUGGAUUGCUGUGCUACGAACAUCACGGAUGCGUCCAAUUCAAUCUGGUUUCACAGAAAGAGUUGAAGCACGUUAUCAAUACGUAAAGGCUAAAAUUCUUAAGAAACCAGGAAAUAGAGCAAGGGGUUUACGUAAUUAGUUACAUCAUGCCAAUCCCUGAUCUUUCCAAUACAUGGAUUAUUGCUUUAAUGAUUUUGAAAGGUGGCAGAAGUCAAAACUUUCUUUGCCAAUUUAAAUGCUAGUGUCCUGUUGAAGUGAGACUAUUUAAGAGAAUGAAACAUCAAUUGGCAACUUCCUCUGCAGUCAUUCAAGGGGAUUUCUAGAAAGUGGGCAGGAAUUUGAAGAUUUUAACCUGUUACUCUUGGUGAGCAGAGUAUAUUCAUAUGAAUUUUCUGCAAGAGAUACAACAAAUGCUGAAGCUUUUUCAUACCAUUUUCAGUCUCUUGUUUAAAAAGAUGCCAAGAUCAGAUCAACAUAUUCUUUUAUUUGUAUAUUUUUGUACCAAAUAUUCUUGUAUUUUGAAAAAUGUACAGAAGCCAAUAUACGGCUUCAGAUUGGCCCUUUACCCUGCAUUGGAAAUAUGAUGGUUAUCUGACAGUGAGUUUAGUUGCUCAAGUGGUUUUACCAUGCAGGUCAACACAAUAUGUCUGAUGUGUUUAGGAUGUUGUAGGCAAGGUUUGAAAGCCUUUUCUUUGGUGACUCAAGAGUCACUAUGAUCAUUUGAGUUGUUGGAGCAGUCGCUUGGUUGAUUAUUUGAAAUCCUUUUAGUUACAGAUUGUAAUAUAGAGUUCUGAUUCAAAGCUUUCUCCUCGUAUGUUAGAAGCCUAUCUAAUACCAUGGUUGCAAACUAUAUAUAUUCUGAAAAGGAGAAACAAAUCUUUAGGAGUUAAAUCCAAUUCUUUUGGACCUAUAUAUCUGAACUGUAUCAUGAAUUUAAUGAUUAUAUUAAUCCCACACUAAUACUUUCAUA
Messenger RNA from Cryptomeria japonica (Japanese cedar), 6178 nucleotides. Its product is annotated as phospholipid-transporting ATPase 10. Gene Ontology annotation, cellular component: plasma membrane. The transcript has 11 exons. Gene Ontology annotation, biological process: phospholipid translocation. The record is from RefSeq and is a predicted model, not a curated record. Lineage: Eukaryota; Viridiplantae; Streptophyta; Pinopsida; Cupressales; Cupressaceae. The coding region runs from base 1517 to 5347 and encodes 1276 amino acids. Gene Ontology annotation, molecular function: magnesium ion binding; ATP hydrolysis activity; ATP binding.